GAGCCGCGGCUUUGUCCUAUAUGAGCGCGCGCGGGGCCACGGCUGCCGCCAUUUUCACCGCUGUCGCCGUCGCGCCGUUACUCAGUUCUUAAAGGGGCCGCGCCGCCUCUUUACGUUUUUUAAUUCAGUUUUCCGAGCGCCUCCGCGCCGUCCGGGUGGGCCCGAACCCCACCGCCAGACUCCGCCGCCAUGAGGGAGAUCGUCCACAUCCAGGCGGGCCAAUGCGGCAACCAGAUCGGCGCCAAGUUCUGGGAGGUGAUCAGUGAUGAGCACGGCAUCGACCCCACGGGCACCUACCAUGGGGACAGCGACCUGCAGCUGGACCGCAUCAGCGUCUACUACAACGAGGCCACAGGGGGUAAAUACGUGCCCAGGGCCAUCCUGGUGGACCUGGAGCCUGGCACCAUGGACUCGGUGCGCUCCGGCCCCUUCGGGCAGAUCUUCCGGCCCGACAACUUCGUCUUCGGCCAAAGCGGUGCCGGCAACAACUGGGCCAAGGGUCACUACACGGAGGGCGCCGAGCUGGUGGACUCGGUGCUGGACGUGGUGCGCAAGGAGGCCGAGAGCUGCGACUGCCUGCAGGGCUUCCAGCUGACCCAUUCCCUGGGCGGCGGCACCGGCUCGGGCAUGGGCACGCUGCUGAUCUCCAAGAUCCGCGAGGAGUACCCCGACCGCAUCAUGAACACCUUCAGCGUGGUGCCCUCCCCCAAGGUGUCGGACACGGUGGUGGAGCCCUACAACGCCACGCUGUCCGUGCACCAGCUGGUGGAGAACACGGACGAGACCUACUGCAUCGACAACGAGGCGCUCUACGACAUCUGCUUCCGCACCCUCAAGCUGACCACGCCCACCUACGGCGACCUCAACCACCUGGUGUCGGCCACCAUGAGCGGCGUCACCACCUGCCUGCGCUUCCCCGGCCAGCUCAACGCCGACCUGCGCAAGCUGGCCGUCAACAUGGUGCCCUUCCCGCGGCUGCACUUCUUCAUGCCCGGCUUCGCGCCGCUGACCUCGCGGGGCAGCCAGCAGUACCGCGCCCUCACCGUGCCCGAGCUCACCCAGCAGGUCUUCGACGCCAAGAACAUGAUGGCCGCCUGCGACCCGCGGCACGGCCGCUACCUCACCGUGGCCGCCGUCUUCCGCGGGCGCAUGUCCAUGAAGGAGGUGGACGAGCAGAUGCUGAACGUGCAGAACAAGAACAGCUCCUACUUCGUGGAGUGGAUCCCCAACAACGUGAAGACGGCCGUGUGCGACAUCCCGCCGCGCGGCCUCAAGAUGGCCGUCACCUUCAUCGGGAACAGCACGGCCAUCCAGGAGCUCUUCAAGCGCAUCUCGGAGCAGUUCACGGCCAUGUUCCGGCGCAAGGCCUUCCUGCACUGGUACACGGGCGAGGGCAUGGACGAGAUGGAGUUCACCGAGGCCGAGAGCAACAUGAACGACCUGGUGUCCGAGUACCAGCAGUACCAGGAUGCCACGGCCGAGGAGGAGGAGGAUUUCGGCGAGGAGGCUGAAGAGGAGGCCUGAGGGGUUUCUCCAGAGGUUGUGGUCCUCGGCAGUGUUGCUCUUCCCCUUCCCGGUGUGUUGUCCCAGAGAGGCGUCAACUGGUGGGCGGCGCCUUCAGUUUCCUCAUCAUUGUCCUUCAUCGUCAGUGUUGGCCCUGGUCAUCAGCGGCAGCGGAGUCCCCACCCGACCUUCAGCGUUGUCCUCACAGUCCCCAGGCUUCACCAUCUUAAAGAGUCUCCAACCUUCAUCAUCAUCAGUGAGUCCUUGGCCUUUUGUCACCCUUGGAGAGUGUCCAAUCUUGAUUAUGGUCAGACCUUCCAACUUCUGUCAUCUUCAUUCCUGAGGAGUUCCCAAUUUUCAUCAGCAUUGAAGAGUUCCUAACCUUCAUCAUCAUCUUCGAAGAGUUCCCAGCCUUCAGCGUUGUCCUCACAGUCCCCAGCCUUCAUCAUGGUCAUUCUCAAAGAAUCCCCAGUCCUCAUCAUCAUUGAAGAGUCUCCAAUCCUGAUGAUUGUCAGAGCUUCCAACUUCCAUGAUCGUUGAAGGAUCCCCGAGGUUCAUCAUUGUCAAGGAGUCUCCAGCCUUCAUCUUCCUCGAGUUCCCAGAGUUCAUCAUCAUCCUCCUCACAGAGCCUCCAGGAGCUCCUGGCCUUCAUCAUGGUCCUUGCAGAGUCUUCAGUCUUCAUCACUCUCAGCCCUUGGUCUUCAUCAGGGCUAGUCACUUGGCCUUGACCUUCAUCAUCCUCAUCAUGGAAGAGCUUCAGAGAUCCCUUGGCCUUCAUCAUGGUCCGUGAAAAACCCUCGAUCUUCAUCGUCUUCAUCAUGGAAGAGCCUCCAAGAGUUUUUGACCUUAACUCUCAUCAUGGACGAGUUGCUGACCAUCAUCAUCAUCGACACCUCUGCCCCUCCCCCACUCCCACCACAGCCUCCUGUCCCCUCUCCUGCCCCACUCUGGUUCCAUUUUCCCCAUUUUUUUUGUAAUUUUUCCCAAUUUCUGUCAGUUUUUCCCAAUUUUUUUUGUUAUUUUCCAUCUUUUUUGUCAUUUUCCCCUUUUUUGAUUAAUUUUCCUCCUUUUUCCCCAUUUGUCUUAAUUUUCAUCCAUUUUUCCUCAUUUUUGGUCAGUUUCCCUCAUUUUUAGUAUUUUUUUGCAUUUUUCCUCUUUUAUUUCCCAGUUUUGGUCGCUCUCAGCCCAAUUCCAUUCCUUUUUCCCUACUUUUGGGUCCUUUCUCCCAGUUUUUACUUGAUUUUUCCCUAUUUUUACUCAGUCGUUUUAUUACCCAUUUUUCCUUAUUUUGGGUUCAUAUUUCUCAAUUUUUAUGAUUUUUUUUCCCCAUUUUUUUGUUCAUUUUUACCCAUUUCUGUCCCUUUUUCCUGAUUCCGUCGCCGUUCCGGUGUCCGGUCGCUCUCUCCCAUUUUUGGAUGUUUUUGUUUUUUUCCCUUUCUUUUGUUUUUCAUAUUGAAAAGUCGCCCCCGGGUCCGGAAUAAACUCGGGAUGGAAAAGCCA
This is a messenger RNA of Taeniopygia guttata (zebra finch), 3003 nucleotides long. It is a transcript of the gene TUBB, whose product is annotated as tubulin beta class I. Gene Ontology annotation, biological process: microtubule-based process. The record is from RefSeq and is a predicted model, not a curated record. Lineage: Eukaryota; Metazoa; Chordata; Aves; Passeriformes; Estrildidae. Gene Ontology annotation, cellular component: microtubule. Gene Ontology annotation, molecular function: structural constituent of cytoskeleton; GTPase activity; GTP binding.